Messenger RNA from Monopterus albus (swamp eel), 5996 nucleotides. It is a transcript of the gene cntn4, whose product is annotated as contactin 4. Gene Ontology annotation, biological process: brain development; axon guidance; cell-cell adhesion. The transcript is spliced from 23 exons. Bases 474 to 3563 code for a protein of 1029 amino acids. Gene Ontology annotation, molecular function: cell-cell adhesion mediator activity. Lineage: Eukaryota; Metazoa; Chordata; Actinopteri; Synbranchiformes; Synbranchidae. Gene Ontology annotation, cellular component: axon; plasma membrane. The record is from RefSeq and is a predicted model, not a curated record.
GUUCGAGGAGAGAGAGAGAGAGAGAGAGAGAGAAAGAAGGGGGGGAGGGACACGACGCAUCGGAGAGAGCGAGGACGCACCGUGGCUUCACUUUCCAAUGUGCGACCUGCGAGACGCCACGCCGUCAGCUACUUGUGCUACUGACACCGAGAGAGACACAGAGAGGCAGGCAUGGACAUACAGUAGUGGUGACGCCCCACAGAACAGCACAGCAGCCGCUCGUGAAUGAAUGUGCGGUGCACAAAAAAAGCAUCUUUGCGCACAAGUCAGACGGAUAUAUUUGACCGGGAGUGUCGACAGUGAUGUCUGUGUGCAGAAUUUUGUUUAGUGACAAAAUACGGAUUAAUCUGAAGCAGUGAAUUCCUCGGAGAUAUUACUGCUGCGAGGACAGAUUGGGAAACCAGACAGGUGCAAAUCGGAUUCCAUACGUUUGUGAUUGGAUGUGAGACUACUUUAACCCUACAGAAUUGAAGAUGAUGUUGCUAUGGAAACUGCUGGUGCUGCAGUCACUUAUGGGGUGCCUUGCUGAAAGCAGUAUCCUGCAGAGUCCUGUCUUCACCAAGCAGCCUGGCAGCAUUGUGUACCCUGUUGAGACCGUGGAGAAGAACAGGGAGGUGGUGUUCAGCUGUGAAGCCCAGGGAAGCCCGCUUCUCAUCUACCAGUGGAAACUAAAUAGCACCGAAAUCAAUCCGAGAUCUGGAUCUCGCUACAGCCUUUCUGGAGGCAACCUCAGAAUCAGCCAUCCGAACAAAGACCAAGAUGCUGGAACGUAUCAGUGCCUCGCCUCCAGCUCUUUCGGGACCAUCGUCAGCCGAGAGGCCAGUUUAACCUUUGCAUACUUGGAAAACUUCAAGACUCACAGAAGAAGCUCUGUAUCAGUCCGUGAAGGUCAAGGAGUGGUUCUGCUGUGUGGGCCCCCGCCGCAUUCCGGAGAUCUGAUGUUUUCCUGGAUUUUUAAUGAGUACCCGACAUUUGUGAAGCAGGAUACUCGCCGCUUCAUCUCACAGGAGACAGGGAAUCUGUACAUUGCCAAAGUGGAGCCAUCAGAUGUUGGCAACUACACCUGUGUUGUGACCAACACUGUCACAAAGACGCGAGUCCAGGGCCCACCCACUCCACUAGUGCUCCGCAGCGACGGUGUGAUGGGUGAAUACGAGCCAAAGAUUGAAGUUCAGUUUCCAGAGGUUGUACAUGUUGCCAAAGGAUCCACUGUAAAGCUGGAAUGCUUCGCUCUGGGAAAUCCUGUACCUUCUAUAAACUGGAAAAGAGCAGAUGGAGUGCCCUUCCCCAGGAAAGUGGACAUGAGGAAAUCCAGCGAUGUUCUGGAAAUCCCAUAUUUCCAGCAGGAGGAUGCUGGCACAUAUGAGUGUGUGGCCGAGAAUUCCAGGGGAAUGAACACAGUAAAAGGAAAGCUCUCUUUCUACGCCCCUCCUCAUCUCACUGAGAAACCCCAAGAUGUGCAGAAACUCAUUGACGAUUCCCUGGUGUGGGAGUGUAAAGCCACAGGGAAGCCAAAACCAUCUUACAGGUGGAUGAAAAAUGGGGAGAACCUGGAGUCUGCUGAGGAGCGCAUACAGGUUGCCAAUGGGGUAUUGUCAAUCAGUCGCCUGACCCUGUCCGACACAGGAAUGUACCAGUGUGUGGCUGGGAAUAAGCACGGCAAGGUCUACUCCAAUGCAGAGCUCCGAGUUAUAGCUGUUGCCCCGGAUUUCUCUCACAAUCAACUGAGGAGCCAGACGCUGGUGAAGGUAGGAGGAGAUGCGCUCAUCGAGUGCAAGCCCAAGAUGUCUCCUUGGGGUGUGAUCUCUUGGAGGAAGGGCAGCGAGCCACUCCGAGAAACUAACAGAGUUUCCAUCCUGGACAACGGUAACCUUCGGAUAUGGAAUGCAACCAAAUCAGAUGCAGGCCUCUACACGUGUGUGGCAAGAAACCAGUUUGGUGUGGCUAGCAGCACAGGAAGCAUCACAGUUAAAGAGCCGACCAUCAUCACCAGCCUGCCAUCUACGCUGGAUGUCACCGUGGGAGAGAGUGUGGUCCUGCCCUGUCAAGUCAGCCAUGACCCAUCUCUGGAGCUCAAGUUCACCUGGUUUUUCAAUGAGCAGCUCAUCCAUUUUGGGAGCCAGGGUGGAUUUUUUGAGAAAGUAGGAGGUCAGCAUUCGGCAGGAGACAUUAUGAUCCGAAACAUCCAGCUGAGACAUGCGGGGAAAUAUACGUGUGCCGUGCAAACAAAGGUGGACAGCAUCUCUAUUGCUGUUGACUUGGUUGUCAGAGGUCCCCCAGGGCCCCCCACCAGCAUCCAUGUAGAAGAAGUGACUGAUACCACAGCCUCUCUGUCCUGGAGGCCUGGUCCUGAUAAUCACAGUCCAAUUACAGCAUACACCAUCCAGGCCAGGACACCAUUUUCCCUGGGGUGGCAGGCUGUCACCACAGUUCCUGAGGUGGUGGGGGGCCACCGGCUGACAGCUACAGUAAUAGACUUGAGCCCUUGGGUGGAGUAUGAAUUUCGAGUCCUGGCAAGCAACACCAUCGGUACUGGCGAGCCCAGCAAGCCAUCUAAACAAGCAAGGACAAAGGGAACCUCUCCAAAGGUCACACCAGCUAACGUGAGUGGAGGCGGUGGUAGUCGCUCCGAAUUAGUCAUCACAUGGGAGCCUGUUCCAGAAGAACUGCAGAAUGGACCGGGGUUCGGCUAUGUCGUGGCUUUUCGUCCCCAUGGUGCCACGGGCUGGAUGCAAGCUGCUGUACCAUCAGCUGAAGCAUCCAGAUAUGUCUUUAAGAAUGAGAGCAUCCAGCCCUUCUCACCUUUUCAUGUGAAGGUUGGAGUUUACAACAAUGAAGGGGAAGGACCAUUUGGCCCUGUUACUACUAUCUACUCUGCUGAAGAAGAGCCUGGCCGAGCGCCCACCAGGGUCCGUGCCAAGAGCCUCUCUGCAUCCGAGAUUGACGUUUCAUGGAAAGCUCUGCCCUGGAAUGCCAGCAAGAAAAGAGUUCUGGGGUAUGAGCUGAGGUACUGGAGUAGAAGUGAAAAGGAAGACACGGCCAGCUUGCAAAGGACGGUAGGGAAUCAAACGUCUACUAUUAUCAGUGGGGUGAAAGGCAGCACCACAUAUUAUAUCUCACUGAGGGCAUAUAACACUGCUGGAACUGGGCCUCCCAGCACCACUGUCAACGUUACCACCAAAAAACCACCACCCAGUCAGCCACCAGUUAAAGUGAUGUGGAACACAUCAAACUCCAAGAUUAUUCUGAACUGGGAACAGGUCAAAGCCCUGGACAAUGAGUCAGAGGUCACUGGUUACAAAGUGCUGUACAAGAAGAAUCGACACAGCCGCCCCAACGUCAUGGAAACCAACACCACAUCUGUGGAGCUCGCCCUGCCCACUGAUGAGGAUUAUAUCAUCCAAAUAAAGCCGUUUGGAGAGGGAGGGGAAGGUAGCAGUAGCAGGCAGAUCACCAUCCCUAAGAUACCAGGCCCAAACGCAGUCGGCUCAGCAUCCAAGGUCUCAACUCUAUCAGCUCUCAGUACAAUAGCACUGUCUUUCACAGCGCGGACAUCUUUAUGACAAACAGUUCCCAGCAGACAUUGCAUCUGAUUUGGAGACAGAUCUAUGGCAAAACGCAAACACAGCCCACUCUGGUGUAACUACAUCCAUUCAUUUAGAUUUUUAGAGGCAGAAGGAAGACACUGACAAAAAGAAAUAAAAAAUACCCCAUUGAGAUGACAGGGAAGGAGUCUCUUUCAGAACCCAAGUAAAGGAGAGUGACCGAUGUCGUGACUAUGUUGUUACCAAAGCAGCUUUCAUAAGAAAAAAUUAAAAAGAAAAAUGUCUUAUAUGCAUCUUUUUGUAUGACAUGUUGGGCUUUUGUAGACUUUGUUCUUUUAAUCAAUUUGAAGUCAGUCUGGGCUUAUUGGGACAAGGACAAUGAAGUGCAUGGCAAACAACAUCAUCAAAUUUUCCAGUCUGGAGCUUAAGAACAUGAUUUGACAGUGCACCGUUUAUGUUCCAAAAUAAAAUAAGACUUUGGUUGUAAAAAGACCAAAGUGAAUGAAACAAUUUAUUGUUAGAUCUCUGCAUUGUUAUUUCUGCAAUAUUUUAAAAAUAUUUCCCUCAAGGACUGCACUGACAUGUUGGGUGUUUGUCAUUACUGGUCAUCAUAUCAAGUGCAUGAAGGGAGGAUUAGCAUAUAAAAUCAUGUCUCAAGACAGCACAUGCUAAUGCUUCACAUUUUACUAAAGUGUUAAUAUAGGCAAAUUUGUUGAUUGUAAGUGGAUUUGAGUAAUUAAAUUUUGUUAUAUGUGUCAUGAAUCUGCAGAAAAUAAGACUAUCUUAACUUCAAGUUGGCAUCUUAUACGAGACAAUGCUAACUGGUGCUAAUUACAAAAAGGAUAGAUUUGAAUUUUUGUCCAAAUACUCACAUACCAUAAGUACACUGAAAGAGCAGAUUGUAGUUCAGCCAAACUGUGUGAGAUGGGGGACAAAAUCCACAGGCCUUGUUCUGUGCAAAAAGCCCACUUAAAGUUGAGCUAAAGCUAGCAUGAGGUUUUCUAAAUCAAGUGGCUUUCUUACAAAGUUCCAUUGUUUUUCUCACAAAACCUCUCUGUGUUUCUUAAAUAAUUCUUCUUGCUGAGUUGCGGGAGAACGAUAGGUCCUGGCUGUCCCAUGUAGAUUUGUUGCUAGGAUAGCACAUCAACUACAAACCUGCUGUACACAUUACUACCCAAACAAAGAUACCCACUUGAUUCUGUUAACUGAAGAUUGCUGAAUAAUACUGGGAAGACUGCACUUCAUUAUAAUUGCACUUGAAAGGGAUUGCUCCACAGCCAGUCUGGACAAAUGGGAGGAUUGUAGCGACCGGUAAUUUUUUUCCUCAUACUUAUGACAUGUGAGAAAAAUAUGCUGAAUGCUUAACACAUCAGCAUGCAUUGUUUUUGGUACCAGUCCUCUUGGGUAAAUUGACCAAGAACUCCUAAAUAUUUGAUGAAGUCACUGAAGUAAUCCAUGUGGUAGUUAUUGAUCGUGUACCAGAAUUAGCACCAUGCUGUUAUUGGAGAACAUUUUACCUGGCUUUCUCUACCAUGGCCACUGACCUGCACUGGUGACCAGACCCUUGUGGCUGUCUCAUGUUCCCCGUUCUUUCAGUUAGCCCUGUGUCUAGAGCUAUUCUUUGCCUUCUGUGUGCCUCAUCAUAUGUUCAAAAUCCUCAGGUCCUUAAAGAGCCUUAACUUAUCAUAUGUAUAUCAAAAACAAUAGAAACAGAACUAUAAAGCAGCUGCGGUGAUGUUUACAUGCUGCUGUGUCGAUAGAUGUCGUAUGUGGUCGGGAUCGAGGUGGGGGGCAGCAUCCUUGGUCCUAUAUGCUGAGGUUACUGAGGUUAGUUUGAAUGGCAUUCUGCUGUUUCGCAUGGGAUACUGGCAAUAUAUGAGGCCUGGUGCAUUUUUGUAGGUGUGUAUUCUUAAUAAAAGACAAUGCUGCUGAUCUUUUCCUUUUCUCAUAGUCUCCUGAGGCCAUGUGGGACUGCUGUGCUGCAGAGGUACAGUGCAGUCUGUAUGUAGCUUGUAAUCCAGUUACCUGUAAGUAGUUUGUAGUACUUUGAAGGGAAGUGUACUGUAGGCUACUGGGUCUUGCUCAGAAUCAUGCAUCAAGAAAUGUGUAAUAUACUGUUUUGUACACUUCAAAUCAUUUAUAUAAAAGAACCUUUCUAAAGAGAUGAUUUACUUGGUUUUUAUGUAAUAACUCUGUUUCAUACUGUAGCUAGCUGUUGCUCAGCAUGACUGUACUUUGUCCUCUCUCUUCUGUCCAUCUGCAAACCGACUGAAUGGCUUUAGGAACAUGCAAGGUUCAUCCAUCUGAUAGGUUUGUGUAUACUGUACAGUAUGUGUACCAUGACAGGCCCAUGUCUAUGCUUCUGCCUCAGUCAGCCCCUCUGAGAUGUACUGGUCCACUGUCCAUAUACGCUCCACAUGAGGGUUUCUUUGGUUGCUGUUUGUUGUUUAU